Molecule: messenger RNA, 498 nt
Organism: Suillus plorans
Lineage: Eukaryota; Fungi; Basidiomycota; Agaricomycetes; Boletales; Suillaceae
Exons: 4
Coding region: 1-498 (165 amino acids)
Molecular function (GO): oxidoreductase activity
Source: RefSeq, a predicted model, not a curated record
AUGAACCAACGAACCUCCAUCAUUCUGUCUGACAUCGGUAUCGCUGGCUCUGUCUAUCUUACAUAUGGGUUCUGGACUGUGUUCCGUCUCUACCUAGUGCCUUACCUCUGGGUCAACCACUGGCUUGUCCUCAUCACCUUCCUCCAACAUACCGACCCACUUCUCCCCCACUACCGUGCCUCCAAGUUUACUUUCCCCCAUGGUGUUCUGGCUACUUUGGACCGCAAUCUUCUUGUGGGCUGUGGCUUGAUUAUAGGUUGGAUCGGUGCUCAUGCUACCCACGGUAUCUCUGAGACCCACCACCUUGGGCUGGGUAUCAAGCUUGAGGGCGCUCCGGGUGGACGGGAGGAAAUCUACAGGGUUUUCAAGGAAUGCAAGUUCGUCGAAGACGAAACCAACAUUCUUUUCUACAAGAAUGCAUCGGGUCUCGCUGCCACUCGCCCUGCAUUUACUGAUGAUAGCGCUAGCGACUCUGGUAUUGAGAUUGGCAAGAUUUAA